AUGCAACCACAACCCGGAGUAAGCGCCGCACCGCCAGCAAAGCGUAAGCGAGUGGUAUCUACAGAGUCGGAAGCCGCGCAACCCUCGGCAGCCACCACGGCGCGGCCGCCUACCAAGAAAGCCCGCCUCGCCUCCGACCUGAGCAUCACCGCACCGGGCGACGGCAAGGUGCUGGAGGUGGUGGAAUCGAGAUGCGACGUCCAGAUACACUCGGUCAUCUCCUCCUCCAAGAUCCAGAAGAAGGUGUCCUCCGUCCUGCGCCACCUUGCCGCCACCUCUGCCUCGCCUGAGACGACCCCCGACCAGAAGAAGCCACGGGUAUCCGUUCUACGCGCAAGGGCCUCCGAUGCCGGCAAGCUCGUCAGCAUAGCCGAGAUCGCGAAGCGCGAGCUGGCCGCUCAGGGGGAGGGCGGGGACAAGGAACGCUGGUUCCAGUACAUUGGGCUGGGACAAGAGUUGAAGGAGACGCCAAAGAAAAAGACCAUCAUCCAGGAUACCAUUCUGAACGGCAAGGCCAACGGCGGCGACAACGAAGACGAAGACGCUAGUGAUGACGAGAAUGAGACCGAGAAGGACGAUUUCGAAUACAUGAAAACCCCAUUCGAAAGAGCCAUCGAGGGCAGACCAAAGAAGCAGGCCAUUGCCAUCAUAAGUCUGUUCCUGGCAAGAGUUUCCGUCGAUGAGUUGAAGAAAAAGUACGGCGAGCAAUCGAAUCAGCAGUCGAACAAGACAAAAUCCUGA
This is a messenger RNA of Truncatella angustata, 741 nucleotides long. RefSeq lists its product as uncharacterized. The record is from RefSeq and is a predicted model, not a curated record. NCBI's taxonomy places the organism in Eukaryota, Fungi, Ascomycota, Sordariomycetes, Amphisphaeriales, Sporocadaceae. Bases 1 to 741 code for a protein of 246 amino acids. The transcript has a single exon.